Nycticebus coucang (slow loris) is the source of this 1351-nucleotide messenger RNA. RefSeq names its product jumonji domain containing 7 (gene JMJD7). NCBI's taxonomy places the organism in Eukaryota, Metazoa, Chordata, Mammalia, Primates, Lorisidae. Gene Ontology annotation, molecular function: 2-oxoglutarate-dependent dioxygenase activity. The transcript has 7 exons. The record is from RefSeq and is a predicted model, not a curated record. The coding region runs from base 298 to 1302 and encodes 334 amino acids.
CAAUCAUUUGUUAACUCUGGGACAAAGUUAACGAGUGCCAAGCCGGCGAACCCUGAUCAGGCCUGGGGCGGGGCCUCAGGCCGGGCGGGACAUUGGGCGGGGUCCCGGGCCGGGCGGGGCCGCGUCGUGGCGGAGGCCGCUUUGGACGCCGUGCGGAAGGAGUUACGAGAAUUCCCGGCAGCGGCAAGGGAGCUCAGUGUGCCACUUGCUGUGCCUUACCUGGAUGAGCCCCCCACUCCACUCCACUUCCACCGGGACUGGGUCUGUCCCAAUAGGCCAUGCAUCAUCCGCAACGCCAUGCAGCACUGGCCAGCCCUCCAGAAGUGGUCCCUCCCUUACCUCAGAGCCACAGUAGGCUCCACAGAGGUGAGUGUAGCCGUGACCCCGGACGGUUAUGCAGAUGCUGUGCGAGGGGACCGCUUUGUGAUGCCUGCUGAGCGCCACCUGCCGCUGAGCUGUGUGCUGGACGUGCUGGAGGGCCAGGCCCAGCACCCAGGAGUCUUCUAUGUUCAGAAGCAGUGCUCCAACCUGCCCACUGAGCUGCCCCAGCUGCUGCCUGACCUGGAGCCCCAUGUGCCCUGGGCCUCUGAGGCACUGGGAAAGAUGCCUGAUGCUGUGAACUUCUGGUUGGGAGAGGCAGCUGCAGUGACAUCUUUGCACAAGGACCACUAUGAAAACCUCUACUGUGUGGUCUCAGGAGAGAAACACUUCUUGUUACAUCCACCCAGUGACCGGCCCUUCAUCCCCUAUGGUAGGGCUGAGGAACAGGUGGCUCAAGGUGAAGGGAGGGCAGCGAGUGCCCUGGGAAGGCUGAUGUCCCAUUGUGAGGUGUGGCCACCAUGUCUCCACUGCACGGGGGUCCCUGACCCUCUUUGUCUCUGUGCCAGGGGAGCACAUGGGCUGGCUGGAUUGGGGAAGGGUCUGGCAAACUCCAGGUCAUUUGAGAUGUCCCACACCCUUCUCCUCUGGGCUUCAGAGCUGUACACACCAGCAAUUUACCAGCUAACUGAAGAGGGCACCUUUAAGAUGGUGGAUGAAGAGGCCAUGGAGAAGGUGCCCUGGAUCCCACUUGACCCCUUGGCUCCAGACCUGGCCCGGUACCCUAGUUACAGACAGGCCCAGCCCCUUCACUGCACAGUGCGGGCUGGCGAGAUGCUCUACCUGCCAGCCCUGUGGUUCCACCAUGUCCAGCAAUCCCAUGGCUGCAUUGCUGUGAAUUUCUGGUACGACAUGGAGUACGAUCUCAAGUACAGUUACUUCCAGCUGCUUGACUCUCUUGCUAAGGCUUCAGGCCUGAACUGAUGGAGCCCUAGUGAACACUGCCAGGCAGAGAACAUCCCCUGGCUACGCU